AUGGAUUAUAAUGUACCUUGUAAUAUAAAUACUAAUGAAGAUAAGGAAAAUAUUUUAAAAAAUGAAGAGAAUUAUUCCAUAAGUAAAUUAAAUCCAAAUAAUUCAAUGAAUGAUGUUAAAAUAAAAGAUGAAAUUAAUAAUUUAAAGCAAGUAAAAAAUGAAAAUAGUUUUGAUUUUCCUUAUAAUAGUAAGGAUGAUUUUAAUAAUUUUUGUAAAAAUGAAGAAAAUACCAAAAACCUUUAUGAUACAUAUGAUAUAAAUAUGAAAAAUAAUAGCAUUUAUAUUAACAAUAAUAAUGAUAGCAAUAAUGAAAUUAAUAUUAGUAAUAGUGAAAAUAGUAACAAUGAUGAUAAAAAAAACUUUCAAAACAUAAAUCAAUAUAAUAUAAAUAAUAUAGUGAAGAACACGAAUAAUUCAACCAAUACAGAUGAUUUAGCUGAAAAUAUAAAUAUACCACAAGAAAUAUCUAAGUGUUCAUUAAAAAAUAUAGAUAAAUUAAGUAAUAAUAAUAUAAAAAGUUCGGAAGUAAAUAAUGUAAAUAAAUUACCAAAUGAUACAAAUAUAAUUAAAAUUAAUCAAAAUGAUUCUGAACAGUUCAUGUCAAAAAGUCCCCCUCCUAUGAAUAAUUUACAAGAGAUUUUUGUGAAUCCAGUACAUACUGAUUAUUUAAUGAAUAACAUUCAAAAUAGUUUUACAAAUUAUUUUCAAGGAGGUGAUCAAAAUGUGCCUAAUAGUUUAACAUACUCUCAAUAUAAUGCUAAUAUUUUAGCUGAAAAUAGGAAUGUAUGUCAAAAUGAAAUGAGCUUAAAUGAAAAUAUACAUAGCAAUGACAUAAAAAGUUCAUAUCCUUAUACUAGCGUAAAUAAUGUUCAACAAAAAAAUAUGAACAGUACAGAAAUAGGAGAAUUUGAAAACAGUCAUCUUAAAAAUAAUGAUAAAGAAAUAAAUAAUUCAGAAGAAUACGAAAAUAAUAAAAAAAUAUAUUUGAAAGAAACAAAUGAUAAUUCCUUAAUGCAUCCACACAACACAUUCUUAAGAAAUAUUGUUAUAAAAAAACCAACAAAUAUGAGAAAUAGUAUUCAUAAUAUGAAUUUAAAUAAUGUAAAAUCAAUGACUAUUGAUUCUUAUAAUAUAAGUCAAAUAAAUAAUAAUAAUAUAGAUAAUAUUACAAAUAAUAAAACAAACCGAUUAUAUAAAAUUCCAUUUUUUAGUAGUAAAUAUGAAAAUGAGAUAAAUGAGGAAGAUUUAAAAUAUAUUUAUUCAUUUUUGAAUAAUGAAAUUGUUAAAUCAGAUGAAUUUGAUAAAGAAAUACAUAGAGUAAAAAAUGAGAUAAUAAAUUUAUAUAAAAACGAACCUAUGCAAUUGUUAUCACUAGAAAAAUGUUUAUCAAAUAUAAAAUCAAAUAAGAAUUUAAUUGAAGUUUUAUUUUUUAUUUUAGAAAACAAUAAAUUAAUUAAUAUGCAAUAUGAUCCUCAAUACGAUGAAAUUAAAAAUAUGAAUUAUUUAAAUUUUGAAGAAAUUAAUAAUAUGCAUAAAAAAUUGGGAAAUCGUGAUAUUGAUAAUAAAAAAGAUGUAAACGAAAAAAAUUGUAGUAAAACUUUAGAAAAAAAAAAUCUGAAUAAUGAAGAAAUUAAAUCAAAUUAUUAUAAUGGUGAUAAUAAUAUUAAUUUUAUAGAUAAGGAUAAUAUGCAUAACUAUUUUUCUAAUAUAAAUGAAGAAAAUUACGAUAAUGCAAAAUUUAUAAAUAAUAACUUACCAUAUAUCAAUAAUAAUAGACGUUUUCAUCCAAAUAUGAAAAUAAUGAAAAAUGAAAAUGAUAAAAAUGAAUGUAAUGAUAAAAAUGUUUAUAAUAGUUUAUCAAAUAAUAUUCCUACAUGUAGUAAUGAGAAUAAUGUGAUGUAUAACAUGAACCCAUUAAAUAACACAAAUGAUUUAAAUAUUAUCAAUAAUAUAAAUUAUGCUAAUAAUAAUUUAAUUAAUUCUUUUAAUUUAAAUUACAAUAAAUCUGAUUACACAGAAUCGGUGAAAAAUAAUUUUAAUACAAAAAACUAUUUUAAUUCUAUGCAAAACUUAAAUAACUCUGAUGACUAUAUUUCUCUUAUGGCAAAUAAUAAUUUAAAUACAACAGAAACAAGAAAUGAACAUAAUGAAAAUAAAAAUGAUGUUAUUUCAAAUAAUUUAAACAAUACUUAUGAAUGUUUAAAGAAAUCUAUACAUUUAGAAGAUACUGAUAAAAAGUUAGGUUCAUUUGAUGAAAAAAGCAAAAUGUAUGAGAGUAAAGAAAAUAUUAUAACAAAGGAAACUGAUAAUAAGGUAUAUAAAUGUGUUAGUUGUGGGAAAAUGUGUGUAUAUGUUUAUUACAUUCUGAAACCAAAUAAUAUAAAAAAAAUUUCAUAUGGAGUCUUAGAUAAAUGUAUUUGGUGUAGUAAUUGUUAUAAUUUAAGCAAAUAUCCAAAUAUUCUGAACAGUUCAAAUUUUGUCAAAGUUAAUGUACCAUAUAAUGUCUCAAAUAGUGAAUGGAAUAUAACAGAAAUUGAAAAAUUAAUUGAAGGAAUAUGCAAAUAUAAAAAUAACUGGGAAAAAAUAAGUCAAUUUAUCGAAACAAAAACACCAUAUGAUUGUAUCUAUAAAUUUAUAUCUAUGCCUUUAUCAAAUCCAUAUUUUGAUUUAGAUAAUAUUUUUAAUAUUAACAAUUUUUCAUUUAAUUCAUUUAAACAAAAUAAUACCCUCUUAUCUCUUUUAUCAUUUAUAUGUAAUCAUAUUAGUCCCUUUAUCGGAGCAUAUGCAGCAAAAAAGAUUGUUGAUCUUAUUUUAGCCAAACAAAAAAGCUAUAUGACUACUAACGAAAAUGAGGACGUAGAUAAAUAUGAAGUAAAACACAAAAUACAAUUAGAAGAAGAUAUAAAACCAAAAUAUGAGAUAGGAGAAGAUAUAAAAAAAGAGGAAUGUAAAAAAGAAAAUAAUAAUUAUAAUGGAGAAAAAAAAAAAAAAGAAUACAAAGAUAUUCAAAAUAAUGAAGAAUAUAAAUUAUGUAAUGAUAAUGUUAAUAAUAUAUCAAUAAAUAAUGAGAUAAAUGAUAACUGUUCAGAAAGAUUACAACACAAUAAUGAGGAAAAAAAUGUUUCGAGAAAUGUAGAAGAAAAUAGUGAUAACGCAAAUAAAGAAAAUUUGUCUUUUUUAACUUUUAAUAAUGAAAAAGACAAUAAGGAAAAAAAUGAAGAAAAAAUAAAAAAUACAGAUAAAAAUGAAAUGUUAAAAAAUGAAAUUAUAAAAAAUAAAAAUGCACACAUUGAAAAAGCAGAAAAUAAUGUAAAAUGUGAAGAAGAAAAUUCACAAGAAAAUAAUAAUUUUAGUAAUUCAAAUUACGUACCACUUAAUUUUAAUGAUUCUUUUAAAAAAAAUUUCUCUACAUAUAUUUUAAAAGAAAAAGAUAUGCAAGAGAUUCAUAACACAGUCAUUAACUCAUCGAAAAAAAGGGCAAAACAGUUAGCAGACUUAGAAGAUCACAAUUUAAAAAAUCUUUUAAAAGAGCUUGUAUUAAUUAAUACAAGAAAGUUGAAACUAAAAUUAAAACAAUAUCAGUAUCUUCAAAGCUAUUUUGAUAUUCAAAAUCAAUUAAUGGAAAAAAAAAGAAUGCGCUUAAAUGAAGAUAAGGGCAACUAA
Molecule: messenger RNA, 3663 nt
Organism: Plasmodium gallinaceum
Lineage: Eukaryota; Apicomplexa; Aconoidasida; Haemosporida; Plasmodiidae
Product: conserved Plasmodium protein, unknown function
Exons: 2
Coding region: 1-3663 (1220 amino acids)
Molecular function (GO): protein binding
Source: RefSeq, a predicted model, not a curated record